Molecule: messenger RNA, 953 nt
Organism: Rubroshorea leprosula
Lineage: Eukaryota; Viridiplantae; Streptophyta; Magnoliopsida; Malvales; Dipterocarpaceae
Source: the annotation of a GenBank genome assembly
GUGAUUGUUAACAGAAUUGCCACUGUACGUCUUCAUCUUCUCUACAGGGUCUGGUUGGUUUCUUGGCCGGUCGUCACUUUCAUUCUGCUCAAAUUGUGGUUGAAGUUCAGUUUUCCUCCAUGUUUGGAUUAAAAGUUGGUACUUUGUAGCCAUGGAUGAUGACAGUUCAAGCCCUUUAUGGAGGAUGUCGAGCAAACGCAGGGAUGGAUUUGUCCUUAUCCUCAUAUUUGAGAGGCAGAUGUGGGGGUUCUACCGUCCAAAAUAGUGCAAGAUGAAAUUUGAUUCGGACAGGCAUUCAAAAAAGGGCAGGGUGAUUUCAAUUGGAGUUGUUGUUAGUGUCAAAGUUCUUAAAAAUUUCUCUUUAAAUGCCUCAGAAUUUGUUAUGUUCUGUUUACUUUGUCAAUGUUUCUUGAUUGACUGCGGGAAAGGCCAUGAGAACCUUCCUUGAGCUCUUAUAUGAGGUUAAAAAUGGAUAAUUGUGUUUCCACUCCAUUUGAUUUAAUAUACCUCACUAGCUAAUGUAAGUAUUCCUGUAAUGGAAAUUGGCAAACUUUGAAUCCUUGCUUCCACAUGUUCCAUUCUACUUGAGGGGCAGCUGUUGGACUUCCAAGUUCUACAUUCCAUCACCAUUCCUGCAGUGUUUGUGGCUUUACUUCGAACUAUACCCGUGUCACAUGUGGACUGCGAUGUUGUUUGUGACGGUGUCAAAACAUACAAAAUGAUACUCGGUGUCUAAAAUUUGUUGUCUAAGUUGUUAGAGAUUAUUGUCUAAAAUGCAAAAAGCAGAGAUAAGAGCCAUAAGGAGUAGCCGUAGAAGUUUUCAAGUUCUCCUAGCUUGUAGCAUGUUUGACAACAUUGCUUUGCUUUCUGUUGCAGUGUACAUGGAUUGGUGUUAAAUCAUAAAUGGUUAAUGAUAGAGUCUUUCCUGAAUCCUAUAAAAAGAUGGUUCUUUU